AUGGACAUUAACAACGAUACAUCGAUCACUGUCGAACAACUUCCUUCCGUCACUCCGGAUACUGAAUCACCUUCCGAGACGGGUGCAACGACACUCAUUAUAGACACGCCGGCCGGCGACUCUUCGGAGCCCUCAACAGACCCAUCGAAUAACCGCCCAGAUCCUCCCCCACAAGAUCAAGAGCAAAAUGCUCCUUCUCAAUAUGCUAGCUCUGAGGAGCACGAACCUCCUGUACUGUCUGAUACAUCCGCCCCUCCUCGGCCCCCACCCCCAGAGGUCGAACAUGCUUACUGGGCGGAGAUGGAGGAGGAUACAUCGGUUCCGGACGAGGCUGAGAUGAAGGAAAUUGAGUCCGCCGCUGAUGGGGACUAUAGUGCUUACGAAUACCCUUAUUGGGAGAAGAACUUUCACCCCAAUCUGGAGGAUCCGGAGUAUCGUCCCACCGAAAAGGCUCGUCUCACUUGGAAAAUCAAGGGUGUUAGGGGUACAAAGGACCAACCCAACCGUGCCAAGGUGAUGCGCUCUCCACCCGCCUACAUUGGCGGCUACUGGUGGACCAUCAAGUUCUUUCCCCGGGGGAACAAUGUUAGUUCCUUGAGCAUCUAUAUCGAAUGCUCACCCACUAUGCCCACCCUAGACAAGAGUUUACCCGAGACUGAGUUCAAAGUGCUUCGCGGGCCAGCUGAUCAAAAUAUUAACGAUUUUACCCCUGAUGUGAACCUUAAGUUUGCACGCACGAAUGACUCCGCAGCUUGGGUAGAGGAUUACAAGUCACAGUACCCAACGGCUGCCACCCAAGAAAAAGCAACAUCCGACACAUGGAGAGUUUCUGCACAGAUUGGCGUAAUCUUAUACAAUCCAGACGAACCACGCACUGGGUGGAUGCAGUCAUCGUGCCAUCAAUUCAACCCGCAUAAUCUCGACUGGGGCUGGACUAGUUUCCACGGCCCAUGGGACAAGAUCCACCGCCGGCAGCGGGGCCAGCGCCAGGCACUGCUCCGCAAUGAUACCUUGGCAUUUGAUGCCUAUAUUCGUAUCAUUGAUGAUCCGACUCGCUCAUUGUGGUGGCAUGCCAGUGAUUCGGAGCCCACUUGGGAUAGCUUAGGACUUACUGGCUACCGCCCGCUUGGAGACUCUGUUAUCAACCACAGUGCCGAGGUCGCGGGUCUAGCCACCUGGUUGCAUAUUGCGCCUUUCUGCAAGAUAAUCCAGAACGCCAAUAUUGUCGACCAUCUAACUAAUUGUGAUGUCAAGCCUAAACCGCUAUGUGACGCAUUGCAGAAGUUUCUCUGGCAACUACGUUCUCGCAGUCAGUCUCUCCAAUAUGUCGACACCGACACUAUCACGUCUACGCUACGCAAUUUGCACGAGUUCUCUGGGGAUGUGUGUGAGUUCUGGGAACGCUUACGCCGUACUCUCGAGCUGGAGCUGGCAGACACGGAUGCGCCAAAGGAGCUUGCCGCGCUGUUCGAUAGUCCUUCUCCUGACCUACUUCUGAAGGAGGCUCAAGGGUCAGAUGUGGUCAACACUAUCCCAAAGGAUUUCAAUUCCCGCAUCUGUGUGCGGGCCGACCAGGCAAAGACAAUGCGUGAAGCUCUUGGCAGUUACCUAGAUUCCAAAGCAGGCCGUUGGGCAUUACCACCUAUCCUCCAUGUAGAGCUGAACCGUCAAAAACUCGACAAAGCAGCUCGGCAAUGGAGAUUGAUCUAUAACCGGGUAGACUUGGACGAAGAGCUCGACCUUUCGCCAUGGCUACUAGAUGGUAAGCACGGGAAAUAUGUUCUAUAUGGUUACAUUGUCCAUCGAGGUCGACGCACUUCGGGUAAAUUUUUCAGCAUUCUUCGCCCGGGUGGUCCUGGGACUAAGUGGCUAGCGUUUGAUGAUGGAAGUGAUAACCGUGUUGAAUGUCUAACGCGUAAAACAGCCUUGGGCCCUCAUCUGGGUCUGGACGCAAGUCAAAAGGUCGAUCACAAAACUGGCCACGAUGUUGCCAUUGCGGUUAUGUACAUCCGCAGCGACCUUGUGCAAGAGUAUCUACCCGGCCCUCAAGGGCCAUGGGCGGCUCCUCCAGCCAUGAAGGAAUACUAUGAGCGGGGAGUGUAUCCCUAUGCGAACUCCUCCGAUGGGAAGACAACAGAUGAUAUUCAGGUUGAAGUCUACUCUGCUCCGCAAUAUGAUCAGCUAGGGAGCUUGUUUGAUACGUAUGAUCUGAUGUCUCAGGCAAAGGCAGCAAACAAGGUCAUGUAUCUGACAUUGCCUCGGUCAACAAACCUCAUGGAUCUACGCAAGAAGAUUGCUUUAUGGGCCUCUGCGGGUGACCAAGAUCAAACGGGUCCGGAGCAUAUUCGUCUAUGGCAGAUUGGACAUACUCGUGACCGGUUUGGCCCAACACUCGCGUUUUCUCGGGUGUCGGACCUGAGAGCCACCUUGAAUCUACCCAUGAAGACAGCUCGUUUUUGGAUACAGGUGGUCUCAGACGUGGAUGCGAAGUAUUUCGCCAUGGCAGAUCCACAGGAAAUGGAAGUGCCACAAAACAAGCCUGAAGAGGCUGUGUUCGAACGCGAAGACUCUGAUUCCUCUGAUGAUCAGCAAUCUGUUCCUGAAGUUGAAUCAGGACGGGCAGGCCCAUCUGGCACUGCAACUCGCGCGGAUGAUAUCGUGGAAGUUGUCACCGCACAGGCCCCUUCGGAAAACCUCAAUAAUGGGGUUACCGGGAACUUGGAAGAGGGCGCUGAAGCAUCUCUGCAGACACCUCAUCCUGAAAAUAGUAUCCCAAAUGGUGCUGUGAAUGAUGCUGUCAUUGCUACCAUCGUCGCUGAAGAUAUCCAACUGAUGGAAUCUGAGCAGACAACGGACAGUGCUCAGAUAAAUGUCACAAACGGCGCAGACGUUCCAGAGUUGUCCACAACAGAUGAUGCCUCUGCUCAUUCAACAGAUUCAGAACCCGCUUUACCGGUAGACCAUGUAUAUUAUUUCAUCCAGAUCUUCGAUGUGGACGCGCAGACCUUGCGGACCGUCGGAUCAUUCUUCUCCCAGAAAGAAGAAACUAUCAAGGCUGCAGUGAGAAAGCACUUGCAGUGGCCGGUGACCAAGGAUUUCCAGGUCUGGCAGCGUGUGGACGGCACCACAGUGACAACCAUGCCAUCUGCCGAAAGUUUCGAGGUUUUUGUGCCCGAUGGCACUUGCUUCAUUGUCGGAGACAAGCUGAGCAAAGACCAACGAUUAAAGCUCAACCAGGCAGGGUUACUGGCCAAUCCUGAUCAGCUGGUGCGGUUUCUGUGGGCUGAGUCCCGCAACCACCCGACAAAGGCAUUUACCGGAUUCAAGACUAUCGAAGCGUCAUUCACCAGUGAAUACUACAGUGGUGAAUUGAGCAAAGGAUACUACCAUGGUAAAGGCAAGCAUAUUUCCGAUUCAGCCGCUAUCUAUGAGGGAGACUUCGUCCUCGGAAAGCGUCACGGCAAGGGAUUUACGGAGUACCCCAUUGGCGACACCUAUGACGGAGAUUGGUACGAAAACCAGUGUCAUGGCCAAGGCACCUUCGUUGAGAAGAAGACAGGUAACAAGUACGUUGGCGGCUACAAAGAUGGUAAGCGCCAUGGAAAGGGUAUCAGCUACUGGGAAGUAGCCGAUGAAGAAAUGGAUCUUUGUCAGAUCUGUUACUGUGAAGAACAAGAUGCUCUAUUCUAUGAUUGCGGCCACGUAUGUGCCUGCGUCGCCUGCGCACAUCAGGUGGAUAUAUGUCCGAUCUGCCGCAAGAACAUCCUCAGUGUCGUCAAGAUCUACAAAACAUAGUGGGGCUUUUGUCGGCGAAUAUUAUUUAUAUUUUAUAUAGUUUCCUUUAUAUAGCAUCAGAGAGUAUGACAUACCCAGGAGGUUACGAAUUUUUUGGCUCUAAUAUCUAUAUCCACCAUCACUCUUGUUUACCCAGUCAUUUGGUUUUCCUAUUCGGGAAAUAUACGAAAGUUAUACGAGAUUCAGAUCAGACCUUUUUCAUGUUCGUACAGUUGCAGAAUCUGCUUAGACAGCGCCAAUUGAAAUACAGAAAUGAACUACUCAACCCCAAGGGCAAAAAGAUAAACCGUGUGAAUGUCAUGGUAUCUAUUGAAUUCGCCACCUAUCUACCAUAGUAAUAAGAGCAAAUCAUAACAGAUCAACACACAAAUAGGGACAAUGCGCCACCCACACCAAUAAUCAAAAGAAAUAGAAGAAAUGGAUGCUUUU
This is a messenger RNA of Aspergillus alliaceus, 4224 nucleotides long. Its product is annotated as putative MATH and UCH domain protein. Lineage: Eukaryota; Fungi; Ascomycota; Eurotiomycetes; Eurotiales; Aspergillaceae. Gene Ontology annotation, biological process: protein deubiquitination; peptidyl-hypusine biosynthetic process. Bases 1 to 3795 code for a protein of 1264 amino acids. The transcript has 4 exons. Gene Ontology annotation, molecular function: cysteine-type deubiquitinase activity; protein binding; deoxyhypusine synthase activity. The record is from RefSeq and is a predicted model, not a curated record. Gene Ontology annotation, cellular component: cytoplasm.